GAGGUGCGCACGCGCGCGCGCAACAGGUGCUAAUUGCACACCGUUUGGGUUCGCGAGCAACAAGGAAUAGGGAUUGGUUUAUCUCAAAACACGUCAAAAUAAUCUAAUAUCGGUGCCGUGUGCGUGUACGCGCGCGCGCUCGUGCUAAGCCCUCCCCGUGCGCCCUCACCUCUGUUCCGUUCCCAACGCGUAUAAAAGCGCGCGUGCGGCAGUCCGCACACAUCAGCGAUCAGCAGCACGCGCCACUUCUGACUCCGGACCCUUCGGCAUCCGUUAGAGCUUUGAUCAAAAAACCUACAGCAACCCACAACACCAAAAAUGAGUGUGGUAUUGAAGUCGUGGACCGCUAUCUUUACCCUGUUCCUGUGCGUUCUCCUGUAUCUCAGCACCGUGGUGGACGCCUAUCCGCCCAAACCGGAGAACCCCGGAGAGAACGCGGCACCCGAGGAGCUCGCAAAAUACUACACUGCUCUCAGACAUUACAUCAACCUCAUCACCCGGCAAAGGUAUGGAAAAAGGUCGACUCAGGAGGGAAUUCUGACAGACCUGCUGUUUGGAGACAGCAAUGACCACAACCAGGGAUCAAGGUACGACGAGUCGUUCAUGUGGUGAUGUUCACUACCCCCACCCGCCCCCACUCGCUGGUCUCCUGUGACUCCCUCUCCAGACCCUGCACCCUAACACCUGAUGGUCGUUCUUCAUCCUCCUCCUCCUCCUUUACAUCUCUCUUCAUCGACGCAUCGAACUGUACAUAAUUUAUUACUAGACAGAGAAUCUGUGUCUCUGGAAACAUCACUGUGUCUAACGGAGGAUUUAUUCUUUCUGUUUGUACAUAUUAAUGACUGUGAUUAAA
Messenger RNA from Tachysurus fulvidraco (yellow catfish), 853 nucleotides. RefSeq names its product peptide YYa (gene pyya). The transcript has 4 exons. Gene Ontology annotation, biological process: feeding behavior; neuropeptide signaling pathway. Gene Ontology annotation, cellular component: extracellular region. Bases 319 to 612 code for a protein of 97 amino acids. Gene Ontology annotation, molecular function: neuropeptide Y receptor binding; neuropeptide hormone activity. The record is from RefSeq and is a predicted model, not a curated record. Lineage: Eukaryota; Metazoa; Chordata; Actinopteri; Siluriformes; Bagridae.